This is a messenger RNA of Psilocybe cubensis, 4131 nucleotides long. RefSeq lists its product as uncharacterized. NCBI's taxonomy places the organism in Eukaryota, Fungi, Basidiomycota, Agaricomycetes, Agaricales, Agrocybaceae. Bases 1 to 4131 code for a protein of 1376 amino acids. The record is from RefSeq and is a predicted model, not a curated record. Gene Ontology annotation, cellular component: cytoplasm. The transcript has 11 exons. Gene Ontology annotation, biological process: actin cytoskeleton organization; signal transduction.
AUGAGCAAAGACAGGGAACAGGGCCGAGCCAACUCUCAGUGGUCCCCCUACCACAACUCUCAACUCAACACUCACAUCGACAUCCCUUCUUCUCCCAGCUUUCCCCUCUCCGCGCCCCCCACCGCCUCCCCCUCCAUUCCUGACCGUCCGGCUCUUCCUACUCGUUCUUCCACCCUAGGGCCUCCAGAUCUCAAAACAAACCCGAAUUCUCUCCCAAAGCCCCGCAGCGAAGACCUCAAUCACAACCAUUUGUCGUCCUCACCGUCUCCAUCUUCCCCGAGGCCGUCUCCACCCUUCCUCACCUCCCCAUCAGCUACAAGUCGUCCAGGCACUCCCUCAAAGCCACCGUCCUCUUCAGGCCAUUCAGACAACUCUUACAAUCCACCCACCCACUCAGAAUCUCACUCAGAGGCCUCUACCUCCAAUUCAAAUCCCUCAAGGCCCCCACCCAGCACCACUUCCACUUCCACAAGUCUAUCCUCCACCACAUGUUCCGCCUGUGCAAAGCCAAUCCAGGGUCCGUUUGUCCGCGCAUUGGGCGCCGUCUUCCACUUGAAUUGUUUCAGAUGCAUGGACUGUGGUGAAGUCGUCGCUUCAAAGUUCUUUCCCAUCGAGGGCCAGGGGGGCAGGCAAAGUCCGCUUUGCGAACGCGAUUACUUUCGACGGCUUAAUUUGAUCUGUGCAAAGUGUGGUAUGGCAUUGAGAGGGAGUUAUAUCACGGCAUGUAACAAAAAGUACCAUGUCGAACAUUUUACAUGUUCACUCUGCUCCACUCUAUUUGGCCCCCAGGAUUCAUAUUACGAGCACGAUGGAGACGUUUAUUGUCAUUUCCACUACUCUACUCGUUUUGCCACAAAGUGUGCAGGCUGCAACAGCGCCAUCCUAAAGCAGUUCGUCGAGAUCAACAGGAAUAUGAGGGACGAGUGUUGGCAUCCAGAGUGUUACAUGAUCAACAAGUUCUGGAAUGUUAAAGUAUCAACACGCCGUCCGACAAGUUCCAUAUCUGUCGAUGGUGAUCACAAUGAACCUGCCUAUGUCGAGGAAGAACAGCGAGAAACACCCUCUAGCUUAAAAGACAAGCAAGUUCGCAUGGAACAACAGGUCUAUCGUAUUUGGACUGUUCUAUCCGCUUUUGAAGAGUCUAGUGCUGCCUGUAUCUCUGACAUGCUCAGACAAGUCAGCAACGGCGCAUACCUCGACGCCAUCCGAAUGGCAGAAAAGUUCAUCCUUCAUGUAGAAGUUCUAUUUGGCACAAUUGACGAUCUCGAGUUCCACUUUGCCUCUCUAAACGUGAAAGGCAUGUCACACGUUAGGGAAGCUCGUAUGCUAUGUCGGAAGACCGUCGAACUAUUUACGUUACUAUCUCACACUCAGGAAACCGGUGCUCGUAGAAUGGGCAUGACACAGGAACUGCUCGCUCUCGUGACUGGCUUGGCACAUUAUCUGAAAAUCCUCAUCCGGAUUGCUCUGACAGGGGCCCUAAAGCUCGAGCGCGAACAAAGCGUAAGGGAGGCCAUGGGCUCUUUCCUCGAUAAACUCCAUCUGUUGGCCGUCCAGGGUGGCAAUCCAGCUGCAAAGCGAAUGAUCAAGGGUCAAAACGGAGAAAUGAUCGCAAGCAAUCCGAAUGCCAACUUUGGCACCCAAGGCGUCACAUAUGGAUUUCGCAGUCUCGCUCCAGAGAACGCGGGUGAAUCGCCCUUUUCACAGCGAGAAGGAGGCUCGAAAUCGUCUUCAAAUCCUCCCUCGGAUCUGUGCGUUCGAUGCAACUUGACUGUUGAAGAGGAUUGCGUGCGGCUAGGCACAUACCAGCGGUGGCAUUCGCAUUGUUUACAGUGUGCCCAAUGCGGCAAGGUCGCAGCCGUGCCAGUAUCAAAGGAGCAACCGUCCAAGAGUGGGGAUGAGAAGGAUGUUAGCAAAGAUGGCUCAAGUCGUGACCAACCCCCAAAACUUUCAACUGCUCGACGACCACCAGCUAAUGUGGGUGCGUUUGUGUAUGAUCCGGAAUCGAGGAAGGAUACGUCAUCCUUUGGCGAAGUUCCAACCCUUAUCCUUUGCACCGAACAUGCCCAUCCAGGUUGCAGGGGAGGCUUCCAAGCUGUACAGCGUCUGGAACAAUACGCGUUCCUGCUCAACGUAGCCCUACGGCGGUUGUAUCUCCUCCUCAAGAAACAAGGGGUUGUUCCUAUGUCACCGAUUUCCUCCUCGGGCGAUCCGGGUUCCGAGCUGUAUCGGAACUCAGGAGAUAUAAUGCGCAUGAAAUCAGUGCAUUUGGAUCGCAAAUUGUCCGCCACCGCUCGUCUGCCAAAACGCUCUACGAUUGUGGAAAGCCCUGCGGGACGAACCGUGCACCCGUAUGAUCUGCCACAGCGGCAGCACGAGCCUGGAGCUCAAGGUACAUUGCAUCAAAACAACGUCAAUGUGCAUCAAAGUCAGCAGGGCCAACAGGGGCAAUUUCAAGGCCACCAGCAUCCUCACCAUCAGUAUUCUCCUCCCAGUCAGCACAACACGCCUCGUGCCAAUAUGGGCAAGCUGCCCGUCGAACCUCAGGGGCAAGGCCUACGGCCUUCGCUGACGCGAAACAACACAGAGGUCAUGAUCGUCGAUGAAAGCGCACCGAAUUCGCCUGCUGGAGGCGAAGAGUCGACGAUACCAAAGCGCGAUGAGGGACUCACACUUGCUGAUAUCCCUCAGCUCAUGGAGGUUGCCCAGGCUCGAGAACAACAACGAUCGCUUCCCCGGGAAAGCUCCACGCCAUAUAUUGCCGAGCUGAGUGCUUUGGAAUUGGCUAUUGUCAAACACUGUGCCGUUCUCGCCUUGACGCGAUCGCCGCUUAAAGAUCAGUUUGACUUGGACGAGAUAUUGGAAAUGGUGGAAACCAAGAAGAGCGGGUUCUGGAACAAGCUCUUCAAGGGCGAUAAGAAGAACGUUAAGAAGAAAGGUGUAUUUGGCAUUCCCCUCGAACUUCUAGUGGAAAGAGAAGGAUCGGAUUCUCUCCUGGGAGCAACGCGGGCAACAUUACGAGUGCCAAGUUUCAUUGACGAUGUCAUUUCGGCAAUGCGACAAAUGGAUAUGUCUGUGGAGGGUAUCUUUCGCAAGAGUGGAAACAUCCGUAGAUUACGAGAUCUGACAGACGCCAUUGACCGGGAUCCUUCGUCCGUGGACUUGUCCCAAGAUAACCCAGUACAAGUCGCAGCACUGCUUAAAAAGUUUUUGAGAGAGUUGCCUGAUCCACUGAUGACUUUCAAAUUGCACCGGCUAUUCGUAUCAUCACAAUCUCUUCCAUCGGAAGAGGACAGGAAUCGAUAUCUCCACAUGAUCUCACUACUUUUGCCUAAGAGCCAUCGAGAUACUAUGGAGGUCCUAUUUGUGUUCUUGAAAUGGGUUGCAUCAUUUGCCCAUAUGGAUGCAGAGACUGGAAGCAAGAUGGACUUGGGGAAUCUUGCGACUGUCAUCUGCCCUAGCAUCCUUUAUGCCCGGGGCCGAGAUGCACUGCGAGAUGAAACAUUCAGUGGCCUACGUGUUGUCACUUCGCUUCUGGAACACCAAGAUGAAUACUUCACGGUGCCAGAGGAGUUUUUACCUAUCCUCAACGACCAAGAAUACUUUGCCAACUCGCUGGACCUUCCCAGUAAGGAAUUCCUGAAAAAGGUAGACACGUAUAUGCGGUUGAAGGGUUCCAAUGGACGGCCUAUGCCUGGAACACCCUAUUUGAAUCAGCCUAAUGGUGCACAACCUCGAUAUCCCCCGAUAAAUUCACCUGUGUCCGAGCGACCGCCACAGGGAAUGACUUUUGGAACGCCGUCGAAUUCAGAACGGAAUGUACAGCGGGCACAGCAGCAACAACAACAAGGGAAUGAACAGUAUGGCCCGCCAUCGACUUCUCCCUCCACCCCUCAGGGCGUGCAAAAUCAAGGUAUGGUACAAAAUAUCCCUCGGAAUCCGCAGAUGGAUGACUGGCCACCACCACCUGUUUCCCGUGCAAACAUUUCCAGUAGUCCCUCUAGGCCAUCAUCAGUUGUAGCUCCCCAGUCCAGAUUACCACCCGCCGACCAGAGUCAGUCGCAAACUCAACUCUACAGUCCUGCUAUGAAUGGCUAUCCAUCUUCAGCAUCUACUCGACAGCGCUCGUGA